AUGCGACGACGACAUUCGGAUGUCGUCAUUUGUCUUUUUCUAUCGUUUCUUCUCUAUUCAAAUGUAGAAUCAGCUGGAUCAUCGCCAAUUCCGAAUUGCCCCGAUUUGGAUGUUCUCGAAAAUCAGUCAGACCUCUCGCAGGACGAUCUCAACAACUUGAUUCUGUGCUUUUGUAAACCAGAACCCAAUGACGAUGAAAAAGUGGCAAUUUCGUGUCUCUACGGAUCCAACUUGGACCAUCUUAUGAAAGCAACAGAAGCAGUGAAGAAUGCAAGUCUAGUAACGUCAUCGAUCAGCAUUCAACACAUGGAGUUUCCAGAUGGUGGACUUCCAGAAUUCUCAAAAAUCGCUCCACAACUCCAAAGUUUGGAUAUUCGAGAAUGUUCGGGACAGGACGAGUUGCAAAUCGGGGAUGACAGUUUUAAGGGGCUAGAGCAGACGCUGAGGAAUCUCACCAUUCAUGCAUGUAAUCUUAUGACAAUUCCAAAAUCCGUCGACUCAUUGGAAAAUCUAGAGACAAUGGCUUUCUCAAGCAACAAGUUGGAUACCCUUGAUGUUGACCAGUUUAAGAAUAAGAAGCAGCUCUCCUAUCUCGACGUCUCUGGAAACUUUAUCACUUCGAUUGAGGAGAAGGCCUUCGAACCGCUAACUUCUUUGGAGACACUUGUGAUUGGAGAACAUAAUUUCGUCAAUGAUACGGUAGUUGCAGAAAUUGGAAGGCUCAAAGCGUUGAAGACCCUCGACCUCUCCCGCGCCGAUGGAAUCUUCUCUCCACCAGAAGACCUUUUCAAAGAAAUCCCCCAAAUCGAGACUUUGAAACUUUCCGGAUGCUCAAUUCCAACCCUCGAACCCGGACAAUUCGCCACAUUGAAAAAGUUGAAGGAGCUGGAUUUAAGAGUGAACCUUAUUGAAAAUAUCACUGCCUAUGCGUUUGAUGGAUUAGAGAGUCUUCAGAGACUUUCGAUUGCAGGAAAUUUUAUUUCAAACCUCGAGCCUGACGUCUUCUUCGGCCUUUCCUCGCUAGAAGACCUCGAUUUGGGAUGGAACGAGAUAAAAACGAUUCCAUCGGAAGUUUUCAAGCCUCUAGCGGAGAAACUGAAGAUUCUGAGUCUUCGAAACAAUCCAAUCUCGAAACUUCCAUCCACUGGCCUUGGAAACUUAGAGAAGUUGGGCUUAGCAGAGUGUGGAUUCACAAACAUCACUGCUGAUCAGUUGAAAGACUAUCCGAAACUGAUGGAUUUGGAUUUAUCGAAAUGCAAUAUUUCCAGUUUGGAUGCGAACACUUUUGACAAUCAAAAGGACGUUUUGAAGAAGUUAAACUUGCAGAAAAACAAAUUGAAGUCGUUGCCAAAUCUCGUCAAAAAUCUGCCAGCUGUGGAAACCUUGGAUGUGUCUUCCAAUCCGUUUAUUUGCGAUGGAGAGCUGGCACAUUUUGUAUUCGGAGUCGAGGAUCGUGUAAAGCAAUCUGAGCAAUCUGGUUCCACAUUUUUCAUUUCCAACGCCAAUGAGACACUUUGCGAUCGUCCGUAUACACUAAGAGGAGAGGCUAUUCUACAAGUGGAACCAGAGAAAUUCCAACCUUAUGAUGAGCAAUCAGACACCACAACUGCUCCAACAACAACGACAACAGCGGUUGUGGAGGAGACAACUACGGAAUUGAAGAUUCCAGACAUCUUGGUUGGCUCCAAAACCAACGACACCUUGUUCAAGGAGGAGCCACGUCGGGAGGUCUAUGACAUCUCAAAGACAGAUGAUGCCAAGGGAGUGUAUAAUCAGAAAGGUUCCUACGCAGUUUUUAUCACAGUCGGAGCCAUCGGUUUGGUCUCAAUUAUCAUCAUAGUGGCAAUUGUUCUUUUUAUCAAGAAAAACAAAGCAGUGGGACCCGAAAAAUCAUUGAGUCCUAAAAAGGGUGGAAAAUCGGAUAAAGUGGUGAAAAUGGAGGAUGGAAUGGUGGAAAUCGAGCUGGAUUCGCAGCCAGGAACCCAGCACGCCACGCCUUCUAGACGAUAG
Molecule: messenger RNA, 2010 nt
Organism: Caenorhabditis briggsae
Lineage: Eukaryota; Metazoa; Nematoda; Chromadorea; Rhabditida; Rhabditidae
Gene: Cbr-lron-9
Product: Protein CBR-LRON-9
Exons: 12
Coding region: 1-2010 (669 amino acids)
Cellular component (GO): plasma membrane
Molecular function (GO): protein binding
Source: RefSeq, a predicted model, not a curated record